Asterias rubens (European starfish) is the source of this 3241-nucleotide messenger RNA. RefSeq names its product exostosin-1-like. Gene Ontology annotation, molecular function: glycosyltransferase activity. Gene Ontology annotation, cellular component: membrane. Bases 538 to 2727 code for a protein of 729 amino acids. The record is from RefSeq and is a predicted model, not a curated record. The transcript has 9 exons. NCBI's taxonomy places the organism in Eukaryota, Metazoa, Echinodermata, Asteroidea, Forcipulatida, Asteriidae.
UGAAUGACUGCAGAGAGUGCAGUGCCCUUCGCACAAAAUUCGUCUGUUUUGAUGGGCAAUUUUAUCUUUUUCUGUCAGAAUUUUUCUUGUAAUUGUAUCAACAAGGUACAUUAUUGUUGAUGUUUAUCAAGGACCUUUAUCAACGAUGAGUUGUUGAGAAAAAAACGUUAUCUUGGCACAAACAGGUCUUAGGAAGUUCAUGUUCAUCAGUACAGAAUUAAAUGAAUGAAACUUUGCAGUUUCCGGGACUCGCAUGCUGAAUCCUGAACUCAUGGAUUGAACAAGUUUCAACCAUCUCACUGUCGAGUUAAAAAGAGGUUUCUGAGUGCAUUGGACCAACAUACAGUAUUGACUUGUGAAUAUGGAUACCCUGUUUUAAAUGCCAUUUGAGGACACUAAAGCAAGCGUUUUAAAUCAGCUAUUUCUUAGUUACAGGAUUUUUUCACACCUUGUGUCCUGCUCUAUGUGUUGUUAAAAAUCUUGGCUAGCACCUCGCUACUCAACCAGUAGUGGAAUCAGGAAAGUGACAAGUACACCAUGCAAGCCAAAACAAGAUACACCUUCUCUUUCCUGAGUGUCAUUGUUUUGUUUCUGUUAUACAAAGCAUUAUUUCACAGUAAACAGUCGGGUCAAAACGUCAGCGAGAACCGGAAAUCGCAGUACGAUCAGUUGCGUAGUUACGCCACGUGGACCGGAAGUGAGUCUAACGAUGAAUUCGGGUUUGAUUUACACACCUCGCCAAAACAGAGGCGGGAAUCGCGGAAAAACCUCUACAAGAAUAGAAAAUGUCGCAUGGACACAUGCUUCGACGAAACUAAUUGUAGGAAAGACUUCAAAGUUUACGUUUAUCCGAUUCAUGGGAAAAUAAGUGAGAGCUACUCACGCAUCCUAUCAUCAAUCCGAAAUUCGCGGUUUUACACGCCCAACGCUGGAGAAGCGUGUUUGUUAGUCCCUUCGAUCGACAUGUUGGACAGAGAUGUUCUAAGUCAUGAAUUUGUCAUCGAUGCACAAAGUAAAUUCCGGAAGCUACCCUACUGGAAUGGAGGUCGGAACCACAUCAUAUUCAAUCUAUACUCCGGUACUUGGCCAGACUAUUCCGAAGAACUCGGCUUCGACAUUGAGCAAGCAAUCUUAGCCAAAGCCAGCUUUACCAAGCAGCUUUUCCGUCCAGGUUUCGAUAUUUCUCUUCCGCUCUUUGGGAAGUCCCACCCUCAAAAAGGAGGUGCAAGAGGUGACCUUCAAGCCAACAACUUCCCAGUGAUACGGAAGUACCUCCUAGCCUUCAAAGGGAAGAGGUACUUGAGUGGGAUUGGUUCCGAUACGAGGAACGCUUUGUACCACAUUAACAAUGGCUAUGAUAUUAUACUGUUGACUACCUGCAGACAUGGCAAAGAUUGGUACAAACUAAAGGAUGUUAGAUGCGACCACGACAAUGCUGAAUAUGAAAAACAUGACUAUCAGAUCCUGCUGCACAACUCUACAUUCUGCCUGGUCCCUAGAGGGCGCCGUCUAGGAUCCUUUCGGUUCUUAGAAUCGUUACAAGCUGCUUGUAUUCCUGUCAUACUGAGUAAUGGUUGGGAACUGCCGUUCUCUGAAGUAAUCGACUGGAAAAAGGCGUCAAUUGAAGGGGACGAGAGGCUGUUAUUGCAGAUACCAUCCAUAUUAAGAUCCAUCAACGACGAGCGGAUUUUGCUUCUACGUCAGCAGACGCAGUUCCUGUGGGAGGCUUAUUUCUCAUCAGUUGACAAAAUUGUUACCACAACUCUGCAGAUUAUACAAGAUCGAGUCCAGAAGCCUCGAUCAAAGUUGAUGUGGAACCAUCCUCCUGGUGCCCUGACAAUCUUCCCUCAAUACGCAGCAUCUCAUGCAGCGUUUCCGUUCUUCACAAGUGCGUUCGGAGAGGAGGUCUGCCAGCAGUUCACAGCAGUCAUUCAUAUGUCAUCUCCUAUUCUAUCACAGUCCGCACCCAUCAUGAAGCUUAUCAAGAAUGUAGCCAAGUCGUCGUAUGCAGCACAGGUAAUAAUAUUGUGGAACGUCGACCGCCCUCUACCACCUAAAUCUAAGUGGCCAACAGUCAGUAUACCUCUUACGGUUAUAGAGGGUGACGCAAAGACAACCAGUAGCAGAUUCGCUCCUCUUGCUGCCAUAGAGACAGAUGCAAUUCUUAGUCUGGAUAGUGACACUAUACUUUCCACAGAUGAGGUUGAUUUUGCUUUCUGCGUUUGGCGUGAGUUCCCGGAGCGUAUCGUGGGUUACCCAGCGAGAUCUCACUACUGGGAUGAGACUCAAUCAGCAUGGGGCUACACAUCCAGAUGGGUUAAUGAAUAUUCAAUAGUACUUACUGGUGCAGCAUUCUACCAUAGGUACUACAACUACCUUUACACCAAUUUCAUAUCCACAUCCUUGCUGGACCAUGUGGACUCGGUCAGUAACUGUGAACACUUGCUCAUGAACUUUCUGGUCGCCCACGUGACUCAUCUCCCACCGAUCAAGGUCACCCAGAAGAAACGCUACAAGGAUGUGAUGGUAAACGGCGCCAAGACUCAGGACCUGAUCCAGCAAUUCACCCAACAGGAGAACUGCAUGAAUGUUUUUGUGAAGACGUUUGGAUAUAUGCCCUUGAUUCGAUCGCAGUUACGUCUUGAUCCCGUACUCUACAAGGAUCCUGUGUCUAAUCUACGCAAACGUUAUCGACAAAUAGAGACGGUUGAAUCUAAAACAUGGUGAUGGUAGAGUUUUUCCAUCUUAAAAAUAUAUUUUUGUAUUAUUUAAGUAGGAUUUGAAAGUUUGGUUAAAGAGUUAUGUGUACGGUCAAGUGAGGUUUGAAUGAACAGCAUAAGCUAUUGGAUCUAAAACAAACUGGGCCCAAAUUGAUGCCACUGCAAAUAAAAAUUGUUAUCUGAUGCCUACUAUCCCGAUAGUACAUUAUACACUAAACAAGGCGCAUAAUUUUGUGCUAAGCAGCGCCAUAAAAUAAUACUCUUAUGAUGUUAAUCACUUGACGUUAGAUGACGUGUUUAUUCAUAAUUUUGUUUGUGGACAGACUUUUGACGGCUGUUUUUUAAACACCUGGUAUAACUUUAGAUUUUAAGUGCAGUACUUGCAGUAUUAUUGUAAACUAAAUAUUGUAACAACUUGUGCAGUUGUUACAUUUUAAAAGUGUAGUGUUUCUUUUUAAAGGGUCUAUGUAACUUGUGUAGGACAAAAAACACAAUGUCCACAGAUUUACACUAAACUUACA